Ostrea edulis (European flat oyster) is the source of this 1216-nucleotide messenger RNA. RefSeq lists its product as uncharacterized. NCBI's taxonomy places the organism in Eukaryota, Metazoa, Mollusca, Bivalvia, Ostreida, Ostreidae. The transcript has 10 exons. The record is from RefSeq and is a predicted model, not a curated record. Gene Ontology annotation, cellular component: extracellular region. Bases 176 to 1123 code for a protein of 315 amino acids. Gene Ontology annotation, molecular function: hydrolase activity.
UCCGAAUGAACGAUUUUCGAGAUACGUUCGGGGGUUUUCUUUUGGAGAACUUUCGUACAUAGUAAGGCGCGAAACAAUUUGUUUACAUGCGGGAGUGGGACAAAUAUUCAUCACUGCAUAAGUGAAUCUAUUCAAUAAAUUUCUCAUUUGCAGUUUCAUCACACGGAUUCGACUGAUGCACAAACUAGAGACCUACAAUGUUGACCGGUCGAGUCUGUCAGUGUCGGGGGUGUCGUCUGGAGCCAUUAUGGCGUCACAGCUUCACGUUAUUUAUUCCAGCAGGAUCAUGGGAGUAGGACUGAUUGCGGGAGUGCCAUUUGCGUGUUCGGGUGGUACUCUGGCCGGGCUGACGACGUGCAUGUCGAUCCCGUCCCUGGAGUCUGUGUCUACAAUGGAGGCUUUGGUCUCCUCCGGAGCUCUGUUUGGUAACGCGGACGCCACCUAUCACAUGCGCCAUGACAAGGUGUUCAUCUUCAACGGACUGGAGGAUUCGGUCGUUCAUCCAGGCAAUGGUCCAAAUAUCGCACGCUUCUACAGACAUUAUAUCCACGACAGUCGGAACAUCAAGACGGUGUUCGACAUGCACACUGAGCAUUGCAUGCCGACAGACAGAGUUGGUGGUCCUUGCACUGUUCUAUCAAAAACAAAUUACUUGAAUAACUGUGGAUACAACGGUGCGUUCGAACUCCUCAACUUUAUUUACGGAGGACAUUUAAUGCGACCAUCCGGGAACACGACUCUGGCUGGACAGGUGAAGACGUUCAACCAAGCCCAGUUUUUCACGGCAGCUCCAGUAACGUACAGCCUCGACAACACCGGAUAUAUCUAUAUACCAUCGAACUGUCUGGACAAAUCCAACAAAUGUAAACUCCACGUUGCUCUGCAUGGGUGUAAAAUGGGCAGACAUUACAUCAAUGAGGACUAUGUCCGAAAUGGAGGUUAUAACGAGGUGGGGGAACUGAACGACAUCAUCAUCCUCUACCCACAGGUCGUACCCACACUCCUCAACCCCAGUGGCUGCUGGGACGGGUACGGCUACACGGGAGCCAUGUUUGCAACCAAUAAAGGUUACCAAGAAGAAGGCCUUAGACGUAUGAUGACGCAAGUCAUGGGGCAUUGGUGACGACCCGGUGAUGAAGACUAAUCAUCUAUCACCAACACAACAUUAUGAAUAAUAUUUGUUUUUUCUUCAUUAAAAUGUAUGAAAAUACUUUCA